UUUACGUGGAUUUUGCCAGUAACCAAAACGGAGCACUGAAAAAGACGCAGAAAAAAGGCUGACAUUGAAAAUCGAAAUUCUACACAGAAUACUAAUCAGUCUUCGCAUUCCUUGCCAUCUUUUUUUUUUUUUAUUGGAAUCGGUAGCUUCAAGGGAUCGUCUGCCCCUUACUAUUUACGUUUCAGGAGUCUCAGUUUCGUGGCCAAUAUCGGGUUUUAGUUUGAAUUACCUGGGCAUUGAUUAAGAUGCAGGCAUCAAGGGCAAGGCUUUUUAAGGAAUACAAGGAGGUUCAACGAGAGAAAGCAGUUGAUUCUGAUAUUCAGCUAGUAUGUGAUGAUUCUAACAUAUUCAAAUGGACAGCUCUGAUCAAGGGCCCAUCAGAAACACCCUAUGAAGGUGGUGUUUUUCAGCUUGCGUUUGCUGUUCCUGAGCAGUACCCCUUGCAACCUCCCCAAGUGCGAUUCCUGACAAAAAUAUUUCAUCCUAAUGUGCAUUUUAAGACUGGAGAGAUUUGCUUAGAUAUUCUUAAGAAUGCAUGGAGCCCUGCUUGGACACUCCAAUCUGUUUGUCGGGCUAUAAUUGCUUUAAUGGCCCAUCCAGAGCCUGAUAGCCCACUCAAUUGUGAUUCAGGCAAUCUUCUACGUUCUGGUGAUCUCAGGGGAUUCCAGUCUAUGGCAAGGAUGUAUACCAGGCUUGCAGCCAUGCCAAAGAAAGGGUAAUCAGUGUUCUAUUACCAUGAUUUCUUUCACUGCAGGUUUGAGAUGAGUGUAUUGUGAUUUACUCAACAGAUUUGGAUACUGAUUGUUGGAAAUGCUAAAACUAAAUCUAAUUUGAAUGUUUCAUCUGUAGUUAAAAGAAGAAAAGAAACAUGACUAAGCCAAUGUUUAAGAUGGGCUAAAAUCAUAUUCCUUCAGAACUUCCUCUAGCAA
Messenger RNA from Macadamia integrifolia, 929 nucleotides. RefSeq names its product protein PEROXIN-4. The record is from RefSeq and is a predicted model, not a curated record. Lineage: Eukaryota; Viridiplantae; Streptophyta; Magnoliopsida; Proteales; Proteaceae. The transcript has 6 exons. The coding region runs from base 246 to 719 and encodes 157 amino acids.